AUGCUCCACAGAGAUGGAAAGUUCUACCACAGCCGCAAUGCCCGAGCAGUGAUUCUUUUGAGUCGAAACAUUCUCGCCAGUGGUAUUUCUCAGGCCCAGAUCACGGCUUUUGAGUCUGGAUGGGCAACACACGUUCUACGGCUGGUCCAGAGCUACGGAGACGAACCCAAGGGCGCCAAUGUCAUCCCUCUGGCAUACCAGGCGCUUUGUAACCUGUGUAGCGGCAACCAGGGAGUUUCAGCCGAGAUGUUCAAGACAUAUUUCGUUCCCCAGAAGGGAGACAAGAAGGAAGACGACACAGUUACAAUUGUGUGGGACAAGGUAUUACUGGACACGGCUCUGUAUGCAUUUGUGGUAACACUGUGCGAAUGCAUUAACGAUGAUGUGGAGCUCCUGAAACAGUUUGAUAACGCCGAAGCUCCUGCAUCUGAGCUUUUGGACGUUCUCAUUGCACCCGUCACUUUCGACAGUGCGAUCCAUGCCCGCCCCGAGUACCAAGCUCUGGUGGACGUGUUCAGAUACUUGGCUGCGAACCGAGUGACCGGACGGCUAUCUCCUAGCUACCAAUACCCCGUUAUUGUUGCUAUUGUUAAAGAUGCCAUCACUGUUGACCUGGAGGUAGUCAUCGAGACAGAAGCCAAGUCCACUCCUUUGGAUCUCGAACACUUGUUCAUUGCAUACUUUUCCAUCUCCAUGAAAGAACUCAAGCUGGUUUUAGAUACGGAAAGUAAGAGCUGCAACGCCGCACAAGUGAUUCGGUUCUGUUUCGAGGCUCUCACUGUUCUCCUGGCCACUGAGCCCAAGCUUCCCACCUGCUCGGGACAGCUUCAACAUGACUACCCCGAGUUCAUCACUCAGGUCACCAACUACCUUGUUUUUGCACAGAAGGAGUACCCUGCCAAACGAAAGCUCAAGGAGAUUCAGACUUCUGUUCUGGAGGUCACGGACUACCCUCAUGUCAAGAGUGCCACUAUUGAGCUUCUGUCUUCCAUUCUUCAAAUUGCAUCUGCUACUUCGAAACAGCAGCUGGCAAUGGUGCAGAGUCUCAUCUGGAAGGCAGGAGGUCUCCCUGAAAUUCUCAACUGCUGCAACAUUGACGCCAACAAUCCGUUUUUGAAAGAACGAGGAGUGGUUUGUCUACGAUAUGUCAUGGAGGGCAACGAGGAGGCCCAGAAGUUUGUAGCAGAUCUGGAGGCCCAAUCACAGGCCCAGAAGCUCGACCCUAAAAACGAGGAGUCGUUGCCGUAA
Molecule: messenger RNA, 1248 nt
Organism: Yarrowia lipolytica CLIB122
Lineage: Eukaryota; Fungi; Ascomycota; Dipodascomycetes; Dipodascales
Cellular component (GO): cytosol
Source: RefSeq, a predicted model, not a curated record